AUGGCGCCGCUUCCUCAAGCAAAACCCGACGAGAAGGAUUCCGUAGUGCCAGGGCCGGAGAGCGACGAAGAGGGACUUGGCGGAGACCUGUCUUCAACCCCAGAACCGGGGCAGAAAGAAUGGAAGGCAGAGAAGAAGCAGUUAGCUGCUCUCAGCGAGGAGGACGCCAACGACGGCGGCAAGGGGGACAUGCAAAUGGACGAAAAGCAACGGGCGGCUCUGAUGGAUUCGCUGAAUCGGAAAGAUGGGAAAGGCAGCUCGGUGCAUGUGGAUCCCAAGGCGGUGACCGAAGUAAAGGACUUGCUUCUUCUUCCAGGCAGCGUCGCAGAAAAGGCGCUGCGGAAAGAGGGUGGAGACGUGGCGAAAGCUGUCCGUAGACUUCUCUUUGAGGAAGACGAAGACGAGGAAGGCGUUCUCGGAUGA
Molecule: messenger RNA, 423 nt
Organism: Neospora caninum
Lineage: Eukaryota; Apicomplexa; Conoidasida; Eucoccidiorida; Sarcocystidae
Exons: 2
Coding region: 1-423 (140 amino acids)
Source: RefSeq, a predicted model, not a curated record